AUGAGCGAACUUGAAAAACCGAGCCCAAUUGACCAGGGCAUGGCGGACACUUUGUCCAACUCUGACCACGGAAACAUGGUCGACCCUGAUGCCGGCUUGUCGGUAGCUGAGAGGAAGGAAGUGGAACGCAAACUACUACGCAAGCUGGAUCUUAUGCUCAUCCCAUGGCUCUGUCUUUUGUACUUGAUCUGCUUUCUCGAUCGCACCAACAUCGGCAAUGCCAAGAUUGCUCAUCUGGAGAAAGACUUGGGAAUGGACCCGAAAUCACUCAAAUAUGCGGCCACACUUAUAGUCUUCUUCGUCUCCUACGCUUUGUUCGAGGCGCUCGCCAACUUCCUUCUCAAGAAAUGGAAGCCCUCCAGAUUCAUCCCAAGCAUAAUGAUCGUAUGGGGUUGCUGUAUGCUUGGCAUGGGCUUUGUCAAGAAUUGGUCUGGUCUCAUGGCUGCACGAUGGUUCCUUGGCGUGGCCGAAGCCGGUUUGUUCCCUGGUGUCAAUUACUAUUUGUCAUGCUGGUACAAGAGAAACGAAUUCGGAGUGCGUGCUGCCAUUUUCUUUUCGGCUGCGGCUUUGGCUGGCUCCUUUGGUGGCCUUCUUGCGGCUGCGAUUCAAAAAAUGGAUGGUCUCCGAGGCAUCCCGGGUUGGGCUUGGAUCUUUAUCAUUGAGGGUCUCUUGACCAUCAUUGUCGGCUUCGUCUCCUUUUUCAUGGUUCACGACUUCCCAGACGAGGCCAAGUUCUUGACCCCUGAAGACCGCGCGCGUGUGUUACUGCGACUUGAGAACGAUAAACAACACUCGGCUAGGCACGAAGACUUCAAGUGGGACUACAUGUGGGCUGCUAUUAAGGACUGGAAGACUUACAAUGGCAUGCUAAUCUACAUGGGCCCUCUGAUGCCACUUUACUCUUUCAGUGUCUUUCUGCCGACAAUUAUUCAGUCCAUGAGCUUCACGUCCGCCGACCAGAUCAUCAGAAACCAACUUCUUAGUGUACCGCCGUAUGCGGUCGCCGCCGUGCUGACGGUACUUGUUGGGUUUUGGUCCGAUAGGGUACAGAAACGUGGCGUUUUUAUCAUGGGCUGCGCCCUUGUUGGAAUUGUUGGAUUCAUCAUGUUGAUAUCAACGACUGAUCCGGCUGUCCAGUAUGCAGGCACCUUUUUUGGUGCCAUGGGUAUCUACCCGCCCAUCUCCCUAACAAUCGCGUGGGUAGCCAACAACGUCGAAGGUGUCUAUAAGCGCGGAAUUGUGCUCGGAUUCGUCAUCGGUUGGGGUAACCUCAACGGCGUGGUCAGCAGUGUCAUUUAUCGGUGGCCACCUCGCUACUUCCAGGGCCAUGGAACCAUCAUUGCGUACCUGGCCGUGUGCAUGUUUGGAGGCAGUUUGCUCUUCGCUACUAUGCUCAACAUGGAGAAUAGGAAACGCCGCAAAGGCGAGCGCGACCAUUGGGUAGAGGGCAAGACCGAGGAUGAGAUCAAUGCCUUGGGCGAUAAGCGACCCGACUUCCUGUACACCCUUUAG
Messenger RNA from Metarhizium album ARSEF 1941, 1512 nucleotides. RefSeq names its product MFS transporter. Gene Ontology annotation, molecular function: transmembrane transporter activity. The record is from RefSeq and is a predicted model, not a curated record. Gene Ontology annotation, cellular component: membrane. The coding region runs from base 1 to 1512 and encodes 503 amino acids. Gene Ontology annotation, biological process: transmembrane transport. Lineage: Eukaryota; Fungi; Ascomycota; Sordariomycetes; Hypocreales; Clavicipitaceae. The transcript has 4 exons.